GCAGUUGAAAUCUUUGGGCAGAUUAUGCUCCUCACCAAAGACGUGAAGCAGCGGCUAGGAUGUCAAGGGGAAGGUGCAACAGAAGUGAAGAGGCAUCCCUUUUUCAAGAGCAUGAAUUUCAAGCGGUUAGAAGCCGGAAUGCUGGAUCCUCCCUUUGUCCCUGAUCCCAGAGCAGUAUACUGCAAGGAUGUGUUAGACAUCGAGCAAUUCUCCACAGUGAAAGGAGUUAACCUGGACCAAACAGAUGAUGAUUUCUAUUCCAAGUUUUCCACAGGAUCAGUGUCUAUUCCAUGGCAAAAUGAGAUGAUAGAAACAGAGUGUUUCAAAGAACUGAAUGUAUUUGGACCAAAUGGUACUAUCUCACCAGAUCUAAACAAAAGCUACCCCCCAGAGCCACCCAAGAAAGGAUUGCUACAGAGAAUAUUUAAACGACAGCAUCAGAACAAUUCAAAGAGUUCUUCAAAUUCAAAGGCCAGUUUAAAUCACCACAUAAAUUCAAAUCACGUAAGUUCAAACUCCACUGGAAGCAGCUAGUUCCAACUCAGUUUUAUGAAACAACAUGUUGCAUCCUUCCACUAUAAUCUAUGGAGCUUCUAUGGAUGAGAGAGCCUCCACCAUUGAGUGAAAAAAAACCAGGAUCUCCCCAAAAUGGAGGUUUUCUAUCCAUUCCUUCCAGUGGAGCCUCGCAUUUUAAGAAGAAUUUUCCACUCAGGUCUGUUUUCGGAGGUGGCACUCAAGACUGUGUGAAUCAAAUUUGUCUAUUUAGAACAUUGCAAUAGAAAAAUCAAUGAACAUGACUACUUGCACGUAUUUAAAUAGCAUCAUACUAGAACUGAAUUUUGUCUUUAUUAUUUUUAAAGAAAAGUUUUGUAAAUUUCUCUAUUGUCUCAGUUUACAUUUUGUACAUUUGUAUUUAAAUGAAAGUCAGACUUUGGAGGUGUAUAUUUUCCAAGCAGCAGCUGUAAAGCCAUGUGUUUUAAGACAUUUUUUUAAAAGAAAAAAAAUGUGACUCAAGACUUCCAGAGCCUCAAACGAGA
Cariama cristata (Red-legged seriema) is the source of this 1037-nucleotide messenger RNA. RefSeq names its product G protein-coupled receptor kinase 5-like. The annotation marks the transcript as partial. Gene Ontology annotation, cellular component: cytoplasm. Gene Ontology annotation, biological process: regulation of signal transduction; signal transduction; protein phosphorylation. The record is from RefSeq and is a predicted model, not a curated record. The transcript is spliced from 5 exons. Gene Ontology annotation, molecular function: G protein-coupled receptor kinase activity; ATP binding. Lineage: Eukaryota; Metazoa; Chordata; Aves; Cariamiformes; Cariamidae.